CUAGGAAGUUUUCCCAUCUUCCGGCACUGUACAGGCUUUUUUUUUUUAAGCCAGAGCUGAAAGUCAAGUUCGUAAGGAAGAGAGAGGCAGCACAUAAACACCUCAGCAAAAGUCGUACUGGCUGUUUGUGAGUAAGCAGGAAGCUUGGACAGGUUGAGAUGGUGCAAGCCAUGGAGACCAUCAACAUGUCCUUCUUGACUGACUCCGAGAAGGAACUGAUCUUAGGGGUGCUGCAUCGGGAUGAAGAGCUGAGACGGUUAGAGGAACAGCGGGUGAAGAGACUGAAAGCAGAGUUGCUGGACAUCAGGAGGAAGGGUGCAAAGCGCAGCAGUGGCAACUACAGUGAGCGCAGCUGUGGACGCUGUCAGGAGCCCCUGGGUCACCUAGCUGUCAACUCCAACCAGUGCCCAGUGUGUAAACACCAAGUGUGCCAAAACUGUCGCACUGUCCGAGCCAAAGGGUUCUGGCUGUGUAGUGUGUGUGCCAAAGAGACGGACCUAAAGAAGUGUACAGGCGAAUGGUUCUAUGAUCAGAGGGUUAACCGUUUUUCCACAGCUCCUGGGCAUGAUCUAGUGCGAGCCUCACUCAGGAAGCGCCCUCCCACAAAGAAGAAUGAAACUACAGGGGAGGUGCUGUUGAACAGUCCAGAGUUCAACUCCAGCCAGACUUUACCAAUACCAAAGCCCAGACUGAAGGAUCUUGCUCUGGCAAACAAAAGCCCAUCCAGUGAGCAUCUGCAGCAGAACGACACAGUCUUGGCAGAGAAUGCUAGCCUCAGCAGUAACCAUGCGGACACAGAUUCUUUCUCCAGUACACCAUCAACACAGAGGAAUGAGGUGGUGAACAGGUUGAGUGGAAUAAGAUCAAGUGUGUCCCCUCCCACUAAAACCCACAGUCCUUCUGGAUCCUCUGAAAGCACCGAGACUUCCUCUUUAGUUCAUCACAUUAUGUGCUCCGAGUCCUUGAAUGAUGUUGAUGGCCUUUUCAAGAAGAGUGUUAGAAGAGUGCACAAAAUAUCAGAUUUUAAGCCAGCCUCUGUAAUGGACAUACGCUAUGAUGGGAAUAACACUACAGCCUCCAUGGGAGACAGAAGCAAGUCAGUUCCAGGCCUAAACAUAGAUGAAGAAGAAGAGGAGGAGGAAGAGGAUAUUGAUAACUUGGUCAGCAUUCACAGAAGGACUGUGGGUGACCGCACCACCAAUCUGCACGGCUCAACUAGCACUCUGGGCAGUAUGAUGAGUGUGUACAGUGAGGCAGGGGAUUACGACAUUGUGGACGUCAGUGGGGAUAUUGUCUUCUCCCUCCGCUAUGAUGAGAGUAGGCAGAGUCUCUCUGUUCUGGUCAAAGAGUGCAGAGGGCUGUCUUACGCUGACGCUGCCAAAAAGAAGUGCAACCCAUAUGUCAAAAGUUACCUCCUCCCAGACAAAUCUCGUCAGAGCAAGAAGAAAGCAUCUAUCAAACAUAAUACCAUCAACCCCAGCUAUAAUGAGACAUUAAAGUACUCAAUCAGUCGUUCCCAGCUGAUGUCUCGUAUCCUCCAGCUCUCAGUGUGGCAUUAUGACCGUUUUGGGCACAAUGCUUUCCUCGGGGAGAUGGCGAUGCCACUGGAUUGCUGUGACAUUGACUUAGGCCAAGAGGAGCAUGUGAUGCUCAGAGGAAAGGCAGGCACCACUCUGACACCAUCCUCUUUUUCCCAGUACAAAGGGGAACUGGUGAUUUCUUUAAAGUAUGUCACAGAGACACAGGCAGCUGGAGAGAAGCCCCGAGGUGAGGGAACAGUUCCUUUACUCAGAGGCAAAAAGGCCAAGGUAGAGGAUUGUGGAGAGCUGCACGUGUUAAUAAAGGAGGCAAAGAAUCUUUAUGCAAUGAAAGCAGAGGGCAUGUCCGAUUCCUUCGUAAAAGGAUACCUCCUGCCAUUUACAGGCAAGUUGACCAAGAAGAAGACGCAGGUGGUGAAGAAGACUGUGAAUCCACACUAUGACCACACAUUUGUAUACAAAGAUGUGUGUCUGGAGCAGCUAAAAAGCAUGUGUCUGGAACUCACUGUCUGGGACCGAGAGGCCAUGUCCAGCAACGAUUUUCUGGGAGGAGUACGUUUGAGCUUAGGAGCAGUGCGAUUGAAGGAGGGGAAGCAGGAGUGGGUAGCUGACUCAACAGGAGAGGAAGUGUCUUUGUGGCAGAAGAUGAUGCAGUUCCCAGAUUCAUGGGCAGAGGGCAGUCUCCCCCUGCGGUCCUCCAUGGGCAAGCGAAAGUAAAGACACCAGGAUUAGUACUGAAUAUAUGGGCCAGUUUAACCAGAGAAAUGGACUGGAUUUUGAGAUUAUGGGUGCAGUUCAGUGCAUUUAUUUUCUAUUUACUUUUUAUGUCUAAAGUCCUUCCCGUGCCAUAUGAAAUGUUCCUUUUUAUGUAUGUACAUUUAAAAUUGCAAUAUUAAGUUAAUAAAAUGUUGAAGCAAAAAUGAUGCACAAAACUUAAUCUUUAUUGACAUUCCUCCUAAAUGAGUACAGUUGCAAAAAUCUAAACGUGUGUACAACACUAAUUAUUUACUGCCUAAUGGAGGGGGAAAGCUCAGUUACUGUAGGUCCUGACUACAAUGCACACCUAAAAACAGUUAUGUACAAUUCACUUAAUAAAUAUAUAAUUUGCACUA
This is a messenger RNA of Neoarius graeffei (lesser salmon catfish), 2650 nucleotides long. It is a transcript of the gene sytl4, whose product is annotated as synaptotagmin-like 4. Bases 159 to 2255 code for a protein of 698 amino acids. Gene Ontology annotation, molecular function: small GTPase binding; neurexin family protein binding. NCBI's taxonomy places the organism in Eukaryota, Metazoa, Chordata, Actinopteri, Siluriformes, Ariidae. Gene Ontology annotation, biological process: intracellular protein transport; exocytosis. Gene Ontology annotation, cellular component: exocytic vesicle; plasma membrane. The record is from RefSeq and is a predicted model, not a curated record. The transcript has 18 exons.